This is a messenger RNA of Lactuca virosa, 2242 nucleotides long. Lineage: Eukaryota; Viridiplantae; Streptophyta; Magnoliopsida; Asterales; Asteraceae. The record is from the annotation of a GenBank genome assembly.
GCCUUUUUACCCUCUCUACCCCUCCAUAAUUCUACAAGCCUCUCUCUCUCUCUCUCUCACACACACACACACAUCUACCACUUUCUGCUCUCUGCAAUUUUUUUAGUUUAGCAGAGAAUCAGUACAAUUUGUGCCACAAAUCAAACCACCACCACCACUUCCUUCCUCAUUUCAAAACCACCAUAAAUUCUCAACAUUUAAUGCACUCAACAACAAUACCACUAGCAGUUUUCCAGUCACCAGCUACCCGGUUUUACUGUUAAUGGGAAACUAGCUUCACCGUCAGAAUGGGAUGUGUGCUCGGUAAGAGAGCCACUCCAGAUCAUCGCCCAAAGUCCCGGAGUGGGGAAGAAUCCUUAGCUAAGCAAAACGUCAAACAGGUGGUGUCCGGUGGAGUUAGGGGUAAUAGAAAGGAUGGAGCAGUUGAAAGAAUCAGGCAAUCCAUCGGGGAAGUUCCGGCGCCGGACCGCCACAGACCGAGGCCAGAGUAUACCUUGAAGACCUCUCAAGGAUGGCCGUCGUGGCUGUGCGACGUUGCUGGCGAAGCCAUCAAAGAUUGGACACCUCGUCGUGCAAAUACCUUCGAGAAACUCGAUAAGAUUGGGCAAGGGACCUAUAGCAAUGUAUAUAAAGCGAGGGAUUUGAUAACAGGGAAGAUAGUUGCUUUGAAGAAAGUUAGAUUUGAUAAUUUAGAGCCAGAAAGUGUGAAGUUCAUGGCAAGAGAGAUUCUUAUACUGAAGAAGCUAAAUCAUCCUAAUAUUAUCAAGCUUGAAGGAUUGGUUACAUCAAGAAUGUCUUGUAGUCUCUACCUUGUGUUUGAAUACAUGGAACAUGAUCUCUCUGGUCUUUCUGCUGUCCAAGGUGUCAAGUUUACAGAGCCACAGGUGAAGUGCUACAUGAAGCAACUACUUUCUGGGCUUGAGCAUUGCCACAAGAAUGGUGUGCUACACCGUGAUAUCAAGGGCUCAAAUUUACUUAUUGACAAUGAUGGGAUUCUGAAGAUUGCUGAUUUUGGAUUGGCUUCUUUCUUUAAUCCACAAAAUAAGCAACCAAUGACAAGUCGUGUUGUUACCCUUUGGUAUCGACCCCCUGAGCUUCUUCUUGGUGCCUCUUAUUAUGGUGUCAGUGUUGACCUUUGGAGUGCUGGCUGCAUUUUGGCUGAGCUUCUUGCUGGGAAACCCAUAUUGCCAGGAAGAACAGAGGUUGAACAACUACACAAGAUUUUUAAAUUAUGUGGCUCUCCAUCAGAUGAAUAUUGGAAGAAAUACCGAUUACCAAAUGCAACACUUUUCAAGCCACAACAUCCUUACAGGCGUUGUACAAUAGAAACAUUCAAGGACUUUCCACCUUCUUCUCUACCUUUACUAGAAACUCUUCUUGCAAUCGAUCCUAAGGACAGAGGCACUGCCACUUCCGCCCUCAAUAGCAAUUUCUUCAACACCGAACCUUAUGCUUGUGAACCAUCAGAAUUACCAAAAUACCCUCCAAGCAAAGAAAUAGAUGUCAAAUUGAGGGACGAGGAAGCUAGAAGGCAAAGAGGUUUAAGCAGUAAAUCUCAUGCUGUGGAUGGAAAUAGAAGAACAAGGACACGUGACCGGGUUAGCCGUGCAGUUCCAGCUCCAGAAGCCAAUGCAGAAAUCCAAUCAAAUUUAGAUAAAAGGAGAGUUGUGACAGAAGCAAAUGCAAAAAGCAAGAGUGAAAAAUUCCCACCUCCCCAUCAAGAUGCAGCUGUGGGGUACCCGUCAAAUAAUGGUGGGCCCCUGUCUUUCUGCACAAAUGAUGACAAUUCAUUUGGGUCUUCAAGAUCCGUCAAAGAACCCGGGUCCAUGGGCGGGUCAUCAAGGCAAAAAAGGGGGAAGAAAGAACGUGUGUCACGUAACUUCAUUCGAACAUUCCUUCCAAGCCUAUCGAUGGAUUUAGGAUUCUGGAGUAAAGAAUCCGUUUCCGAGGUUUUUGGCAGAAGGUAGAUGAGAGAUGCAGUUUAAGGGUGUAAUUGGUAAUUGGUAGGAUGGAAUUGUGGAGAAAGGAGAAAUGGAAUCGAUCCCACUUUUUGUACGAGAAAAAUCCACUUGAGGUGUGGUGAGGUAUUUGAUUGUUAGUUGUAUAAUCUAUAAUGCACCAAAGGGAGAAACAAUGGAUUCUUGUUCAUAAUUUGCAAAAUGCAAUUCCAAUUCCCUUGUACAGUUUCUGAAAAUUAUGUAUUUUAGAUAUGAAGAUUGUUUGUGGAGGAGGCCACUUGGAU